GUACUCUUGAAAUACGCUAACAGGCUAUCGUCACAAAUAAACAUACAAAAAAUGCAUUUUGUUAAUCAUGUGCGGUAUAUUUUGUUUUAUCUCAAGGACUGAUUCAAUUGAAGUGGGCAAAAAUGUGUUAGAGCUGUGCAAAUGCUUAUUGAACAAUAGAGGGCCAAACAAAUCUGGUCGUUCCAUCCACGGCUCUGACGUUGUUGCGUACGGAUCGGUUCUGUGGCAGCAAGGCACGGUGCUCUGCUCACAACCAAUACAAAAUGAUCGGUUUGUUCUACUAUUUAACGGAGAUCUGUACAUAGUACGGAAUGAUCCGAAUGUGAGCGAUACACAAUGGUUGUUUGAAAAAAUUGUGCAAAGCAUGGAAACGGAUACUUUGCAUGAACUAAUCACUCACUUGAAGGGACCUUUUAGCAUGAUUUUGUUAGAUAAAAAGCUUGGAAGGGUAUAUUUUGCUCGCGAUAGUCUCGGAAGAAAUUCACUGCUUCUUGGUCAGAACGAUGAGGGUAUAAUUAUCAGUAGUGUCCUUGGCAAAAUAAUUUCAUUUGAAAUAGACGAAGUUCCACCAAACGGAAUAUACUAUAUGGACUUUUUAAACAAUACUAUGCAGAGAAAUCUUAUGCCUUGGAUUGACAAUGUAAAGGAAGGAUGCUUUCUAACAAUUUUGAAUGAGAAAUUCAUUAAUCUUUCCUGGUUCGAUAAUACAACGGUCCAUAAAGUUGAUUUCAAUUAUCACAGGCUUUUGAAAAAUGUGGAUCUACCACCUGAAAAUGUAUUCGAUAUGUUAUUAAGCAACGAGUCCAUAUCAAGCAUGUGUGAAGAACUGAUUGAAUUUCUCUCCCAAUCUGUGCGUGAAAGAACAACCAACACUCCACCAUAUUGCAAACAAUGUAUUGAUACAGAAGCACUGUGUCCCCAUUCAAGAGUAGGAAUACUUUUUUCAGGAGGGAUCGAUUGCACCAUAAUAGCUCUCUUGGCAGAUCAAUUUGUAAACCAAGAUAUUCCGAUAGACUUGCUCAAUGUAGCAUUCGAGAGGGUUGUUCGAUGCGGAAAUCGGAAAGAUGAGAUCAAUUGGGACGUGCCUGAUCGAUUGACUGGCAGGGCAACUUUAAAGGAGUUACAGAGUUUAAGACCGCAACGCAAAUGGCAGUUUGUGGAAAUUGAUGUAACGCGAGAAGAACUGAAUAACCAUAGAUUAAAAAUUUCUGAAUUGGUGUUUCCACUGAAAUCUGUUUUAGACGAAUCGCUAGGAGCCGCUCUCUGGUUUGCUUCACGCGGAGAAGGCACCUUGAACGAAGCUGUAUAUAAAAGCCAAUGUAGGGUCCUCUUGGUGGGGUCAGGCGCAGACGAGCUGUUCGGGGGAUAUACCAGGCAUCGAGCCGCAUUCUAUCGCAAUUUAAAUUCUAAGGAUCAUCAACAUAAGGACGAGGAAAUAGAGCUAGCUUUUCGUAACUUAGCGGCUGAGUUAGAGCAUGACUGGAACCGAUUGCCCAGCAGAAAUCUAGCCCGAGAUGACAGAAUGAUAUGUGAUCAUGGAAUAACGCCGAGGGCACCUUAUCUCCAGGAAGACUUCAUAGCGGUUGUGAGAAGCUUGAAAUCGUAUCAAAAAUGCUACCAUCCAUUGGGUGCCGGUGUUGGAGAUAAGCUUACUUUACGUUUGUGCGGAUAUAAGCUAGGUUUAAAAACAUCCCCUAUGCUAAGAAAACGCGCUUUGCAGUUUGGCUGUAGGAUAGCGGAUAGCAAGCAAAACGCGAACGAUGUUUCGAUUUUUCUAAACAGGCAAAUAAAAGAUUCUGUACCGUCAUAAA
Topomyia yanbarensis is the source of this 1811-nucleotide messenger RNA. Its product is annotated as asparagine synthetase domain-containing protein CG17486. Gene Ontology annotation, molecular function: asparagine synthase (glutamine-hydrolyzing) activity. The coding region runs from base 68 to 1810 and encodes 580 amino acids. The record is from RefSeq and is a predicted model, not a curated record. NCBI's taxonomy places the organism in Eukaryota, Metazoa, Arthropoda, Insecta, Diptera, Culicidae. The transcript has 6 exons.